CAAGAUCUCCUGUUUGUUUUUCAGUUCAAAGAAGAGAUUUCCAGGCGGUUUAAAGCCAAACAGGAUCAGCUGGUUCUGAUCUUUGCUGGGAAGAUCCUGAAGGACGGAGACACUUUGAAUCAACACGGGAUCAAAGAUGGGCUGACGGUGCACUUGGUCAUUAAGACUCCACAGAAGGUCCAAGAUCCAACAGCUGCUGCUUCUGCCCCCAAUGCUGCUUCUGCCCCCACCGCAACCUCCCCUUCUCCUGCUGCCCCGUCUCAGCCUUCCACCUCCAGCAGCGCCGCUUCGGACGCCGGGAGCGGCAGCAGGCGGAGCAGUGGGUCAGGGACUGUGGGAGGUCCUGGAGAUGGAGGCCCUAACAGUGCCACGUCCAUCCUUUCUGGCUUUGGCGGCAUCACCGGGCUGGGCAACCUUGGGAUGGGCUCUGCCAACUUCAUGGAGCUCCAGCAGCAGAUGCAGCGGCAGCUGAUGUCCAACCCCGAGAUGCUCUCGCAGAUCAUGGAGAACCCCUUGGUGCAGAACAUGAUGUCAAACCCGGACCUCAUGAGGCAGAUGAUCAUGGCCAAUCCCCAAAUGCAGCAGCUCAUGGAGCGAAACCCGGAGAUCAGCCACAUGCUGAACAACCCCGAGCUCAUGAGGCAGACAAUGGAGUUGGCUCGUAACCCUGCCAUGAUGCAGGAGAUGAUGCGGAACCAGGACCGUGCUUUGAGCAACCUCGAGAGCAUUCCAGGAGGCUACAACGCCCUGCGCCGGAUGUACACGGACAUCCAGGAGCCCAUGUUCAGUGCAGCCAGGGAGCAGUUUGGCAACAAUCCUUUCUCUUCCUUGACGGGGAACUCUGAUAGCUCAAGCUCUCAGCCUUUGCGGACGGAGAACAGAGAGCCGUUACCGAACCCCUGGAGCCCCACGCCCCCUGCUUCCCAGAGCCAGGCGCCCAACAGUGAAGGCAGCACUGGCCCAGCGACCACCCAAAGCACACCGACUGUAUCCAACCCCUUCGGGCUGAAUGCUGCUAGCAUUGGGGCUGGCAUGUUCAACAGCCCAGAGAUGCAAGGCCUCCUGCAGCAGAUUUCCGAAAACCCUCAGCUGAUGCAGAACAUGAUCUCUGCCCCCUAUAUGCGGAGCAUGAUGCAAACUCUUGCCCAGAACCCGGACUUUGCAGCACAGAUCAUGGUAAAUGUCCCCCUCUUUGCUGGGAAUCCACAGCUUCAAGAACAGCUCCGCCUUCAGCUCCCUGUCUUCCUGCAGCAGAUGCAGAACCCAGACUCCCUCUCCAUUCUCACCAACCCCCGCGCCAUGCAGGCGCUCCUCCAGAUCCAGCAGGGACUCCAGACGCUGCAAACGGAGGCCCCAGGACUAGUGCCAAGCCUCGGCUCCUUCGGCAUGCCUCGAAUGCCCCCGUCCUCUACAGGAGGAAGCACAAUCCCGGAGAACCCCGUUCCCUCCGCUUCGACGCCGGCCAGUGCCUCUCCAGCUGGGGGUGGUAACCCCCAACAGCAGCUCAUGCAGCAGAUGAUCCAGCUGCUGGCCGGAGGAAGCUCUCAAGCGCAGAGUCCUGAAGUGCGAUUCCAACAGCAGCUGGAGCAGCUGAAUGCCAUGGGCUUCAUUAAUCGUGAGGCCAACCUCCAGGCGCUUAUUGCCACUGGUGGAGACAUCAAUGCAGCUAUUGAGAGACUGCUGGGCUCCCAGCCUUCCUAA
Molecule: messenger RNA, 1701 nt
Organism: Oxyura jamaicensis (ruddy duck)
Lineage: Eukaryota; Metazoa; Chordata; Aves; Anseriformes; Anatidae
Gene: UBQLN4
Product: ubiquilin 4
Exons: 10
Biological process (GO): ubiquitin-dependent protein catabolic process
Cellular component (GO): cytosol
Molecular function (GO): polyubiquitin modification-dependent protein binding
Source: RefSeq, a predicted model, not a curated record